This is a messenger RNA of Aegilops tauschii subsp. strangulata, 1767 nucleotides long. RefSeq lists its product as uncharacterized. NCBI's taxonomy places the organism in Eukaryota, Viridiplantae, Streptophyta, Magnoliopsida, Poales, Poaceae. The record is from RefSeq and is a predicted model, not a curated record.
UCUAGGCUAGCUUGUUUGAACGCUAGCCGUGUGGUACGUCGAAGAGGAAACAGAUCACCGACGCGCAGAGUGAGCUAAGCUAGUUAAUUCGGGUGCUUCCAAUUCCAUCAUGACUUUGAGGGCGGAAUAAUGUUGCCUCCAGUUUAGUCAUGCGCCCAUACUGGAGUGCCCGGUACUACAUAUGCACAGCUGUAGCUGCGAAGUUCUUAAAGGAUUGCUGCCCUCUUUAUUAUAAGAAUAAUAAAAUGCUAUUUUUUUAUUUUUUUUGCAAAGGUAUUCCGUUUUAGCAAAUUGUGCACAACUCUUUUUUUAGAGUGCGACUCUUUUUUUUCUGACCAACAACUCUUUUUUGUUAGAACAGUGCACAGCUCUUAAGAAUUAAAGGAAUGAUUAAUAUAGGUUGGCCCUUGAAGAUCUUUUUUUUAAUCGAUGAAGAACUUUCUUUGAGGACCUGAAAACUUUCAAGACGCUGAACCGGCCCAAAUAAAGCCUGUUGGUUCGCUUCAUUAGGCCUGGCCCAAUAUGCAUUUCUGAAAGUUGGUGACCCAUUCCGUGUAGUCUGGAGCAUUGGGAGAAAAUCCGUGUGGGUCACCGCCUGCGCGUGGAUACAAACGUUUCUAUGAAGAAAUAAAAAACGCGUGGAUACAAACUCCGGUGCAGCUUACGGAUCAGCAAACGCGCGUUGCUGAUUCGAAACUAAGAAACGGAGGAGACAACCGCACAUCGCUCGACCUUAUAAUUCAUGGCCGGUCAUUCUAUUUGCAGCACAUCAGUCACAGCUCGCAAGAAUUCCAAGUACAGUAUCCAACAUGUCCCGGCCAUUCCCUCCAUUGUUCGUCCCACUGGUCCUGCUGCUGCUAACAUCGACCUCGUCGCCGGCCACCGCCGCGGCAGAGAUCGCGGAGGCGCCGUCCGCCGUUGGCUGCAGCGGCAGCGCGGAGGCAGCGUCGCGGGUGGUGGCGGAGAGCUGCACGGACGACAUCGUCAGGUCCUUCUUCGGCGUGCGCGGCAGCGACGCCUGCUGCCGCGCGCUGGAGACGGCCGGCGCCGGGUGCUACCGCGCGGUGUUCUCCAGCUCCCCGUUCGCCGAUAUCUACCCGACCAUCCUCGGUAACGUCUGCGGCCUCGCCGUGGCUCCCAGCCCCGGGGAACGAUCGUACUACUAGUCUCCAGUUGUAACCGAAGUUGACGAAACGAGAUUUUAUUUUAAGAUCGUCUGAAAUAAAAUCGGCUACGUGGUACAUAGUUCAGUUCAGUUCCUAAAAAACGGGUUAAUAAUAUGAUCAAAUUCGGCGCACAUGUUUAUCUAAGCCAUGUACGCAGCACAAAGUUCAAUUCAGUUCCUUAAAAAAAUUCAAUCGGAGUACGUAUGUAAUAAGUAAGACGUAUAAAAUAGACAUCUCCUCCAUCGCACGAGUCGCGGUCGCUGACUCACCGCAAUCGUACUUUUCCUACGUGAAAAUGACAGCGUUAUCGUCACGGAGAAAAAGAACGGGAAGACGCAGCGCCAGCACAAAAGCGUGGCAAAGACACAUCCACUUCGGAUCGGCCACUGUCUAAUGUCUGCUCCUUCUCUCGCCACAGCCUGCUCUUAAAGGGAAGGGCGUAGUUUCCAUCGACAAAAAGGGAAGGAAAAGAAGAAGAAAAAAUCCUAGCUGAGGCUGAAGGUGAAAUAUAGGACUAUAGGAAUAUGAUCUAAAUCCUUAGUUACUGCUAUGAAACUGACCGGUGGAUAAUGGAUCGAGGAAUAUAAAGAGAAGGGGCGAA